AUGUUGCUGCUCGUAUCUUUUCUCCCCUGUGUGUCAGCCCAAUGGAUCUAUCCUCCCAACAUCCCUUCCGGCAAAAACCUCGCUGAUUACACAUCCGGCGCCACCUCCCCCAUCACCGACUUUCACAUCUACGAUAUUGUAGUUGGAGGCUUCAGAACACCCAAGCCGAGCUUUACAAUCUCCCGAUGCUCCCAAGAGGGCCGAACCGUUCCGAUCUAUCCAUCAAACAGCACCUUCAACUCCACUGAUGGCCGUCUCGCUGCGGACGGCACCUGGGAGGCCAUGGAUAGCUACAGCAAUGGGGCUUGGGCCAAUAUCUACAGAGCAGGCAAGCAGCCAUGGAUCUCUCCCUUGUGGCACAUGGUUGGUAACGAAACAACGGGCCGCGUGUGCUGGUGGGAGCUGUAUAGUGUGCAUGAAGAGAAGAUACCCUGCUACCCGACGGAAGGACAUGACUGUACCAACGCAUUCACACGGACGGUGACGGUGCUUGGGAAUGAUAGGGAGAAUUACUUUGCGACUGUACCGUUCGUCGUGCACCCGGAGAUGAGGGAGGGGAAGAAGAAUUAUACUUGGCGGAACGGCGAUCAUACGGGGUCGAGAACGACGCUGGUAUUUUCCAACAGGCCAACAGGAAAUGCAGCAGUGCAGUCAGAGUCAACGUUUUCAUUAACCGGAAUCCAAGGGGGUGUGCUGGUUGGUUUGAUAUCAGUCCUCGGGGUGGUCCAGGGAUAUUUUUAG
Messenger RNA from Paracoccidioides lutzii Pb01, 741 nucleotides. RefSeq lists its product as hypothetical. Bases 1 to 741 code for a protein of 246 amino acids. The record is from RefSeq and is a predicted model, not a curated record. The transcript has a single exon.